Messenger RNA from Somion occarium, 983 nucleotides. NCBI's taxonomy places the organism in Eukaryota, Fungi, Basidiomycota, Agaricomycetes, Polyporales, Cerrenaceae. The record is from the annotation of a GenBank genome assembly.
AGCUCGACCACUACGCCGAUCAUGGGUUUCACUGGGCUUGCGAGAUGGCAAAAUGCACCACCGGAAGGUUUAACCCUGAUCCAUAAGAAUAUAGUACUUAAUCAUCGAGGUGUUCUUAGAGAGAAAUGGUAUUUGACGAUAAAAUCCUUCCGUACAAACUUCAGUUCGAUUCCUGGCAUACGAGUGCCUUCGGAACGGUUAAUGUGGUCGGUCACAAUGAAAGAUAAUGCAUUCGUAAUCUUGGAGGACGGCACGGCCCCGACCAGGUUUGAUGUCCUUCAAAAUUUUGGAGAGGACGUCAUGUAUGAAACCCCCCAUUUCCGACAAACACAUAUGACAUGUAAUCCUCCCGGUGCUUUGGAGGCGCUGCUUGACCAGUUACAGGCUCGGUGGGUGUCCACACGCGGUCACUCACAACCGUCUGGUGCACCCCAGAGCCUUCAAGAUAGCGGACCUCAGCUUACAAUAAUUGGGCAAGUCUUCGCCGUAGGAACAGAUUGGAUUGUCCGUGCUGGGACUGUGCAGCUUUCAGGAGGCGCAAUGAAGGGCAUGCUACUUGAGGCAGAAUAUCUUCCCCUUUCCGCAUUUCCACAAACCACGGACGAGACAUCCGAACUUCUGUCAAAUUUUAUUACAGCAAUGUUGCCACACACUGCAGAUGCGAAGACUGUCGCGAUAACCAUCAGUGACUCCCAGUGGGAAGAACUUUUUUGGGACCAUGAAGACCGGAAAGGAGACGAGCAGACAAUUAAGCCCCCGGAGGAUAUAUAUGUCUCCGGAGAAGACAUGCAGUCGGAGGGCCGGAAAGAGGACUGGAUAGGAGUAGAGAGAGAUCGACGUGCUGCGUAUCUCGUAAUGGGAGGACUCAGAAUGGAGGGGCUAUUGUAGCUGUAUUAUUAAAGCUGAUAUCGUUAUUGCACGUAGAUUUGUAUCCUGUAGCUUCAAAGUCCGAAUACUGUUUAACGGUCUUACGGUUAUCUGCC